Molecule: messenger RNA, 318 nt
Organism: Euleptes europaea (tarantolino)
Lineage: Eukaryota; Metazoa; Chordata; Lepidosauria; Squamata; Sphaerodactylidae
Product: cytochrome c oxidase subunit 6B1
Exons: 3
Coding region: 33-293 (86 amino acids)
Cellular component (GO): mitochondrion; respiratory chain complex IV
Source: RefSeq, a predicted model, not a curated record
UGAACUUUGUGUCUCUUUUCAGGAAACAGAAAAUGGCUGAAAACAUUCGGGAGAAGCUGGAAAACUAUAAAACGGCUCCCUUUGAUAGCAGGUUCCCCAACCAAAACCAAACACGCAAUUGCUGGCAGAACUACCUUGAUUACCAUCGCUGUGAGAAAGCCAUGGCAGCCAAGGGAGGAGAUCCUUAUGUUUGCCAGUGGUACAAAAGGGUGUACACGUCCCUCUGCCCUGUUUCUUGGGUCACUGCCUGGGAUGAACGCAUAGAAGAGGGGACUUUUCAAGGCAAGAUCUGAUUGCCUCAUGCCUGCCGAACGGCUC